Molecule: messenger RNA, 240 nt
Organism: Adineta ricciae
Lineage: Eukaryota; Metazoa; Rotifera; Eurotatoria; Adinetida; Adinetidae
Source: the annotation of a GenBank genome assembly
AUGGUCAUUGCCAUGGAGCAGAGCAAUCAUUCAGGAAAAGUCUUAGUUACUACAUUAUAUCCAUUCAAAGCACAAAAUACAGAUGAAUUAUCAUUUGCAAAGGGUGAUGUUAUUAUUAUAACACAAGCACCCACCGAUGGAGGUUGGUGGGAAGGAACGUUGGAUGGUAAAACCGGCUGGUUUCCGUCGAAUUAUGUUGAACAAUUGUCACAAAAAAUAGGUAGGAGAAAAGAAAAAUGA